AUGGAGGCGGAUUAUGACGAAACAUUCAGUCCUGUGCUCCAAGAUGAAGUGUUUAUGAAGCAGCCCCAAGGCUUUGUUGAUCCUACAUAUCCUAAUUUUGUCUGCAAACUUUGGAAGUCCCUAUAUGGCUUAAAAGAAGUCCCCUAUGCAUGGAGUGCCAAAUUUACAGGAUAUUUACCUACUAUGGGAUUCACAGUGUCUCCUUCUGAUUCAAGCCCCUUUGUCAAGAAAACUUCAUAUGAUAUUCUUAUUCUUCUAUUGUACGUUGACAACAUCGUCCUCAUAGACUCUAAUCUUGAGCUUGUCAACUCUGCUUAUGGCAAGAUGUUUGCCAAUCAGGCUAAGUAUGCUAAGGAUUACUCAAGAAGGCUGCCAUGCAUAGGUGUAAACCCUGUAGUACACCUUUCAAACCUCGUCAGCAAGCUUUGA
Messenger RNA from Prunus armeniaca (apricot), 429 nucleotides. The record is from the annotation of a GenBank genome assembly. Lineage: Eukaryota; Viridiplantae; Streptophyta; Magnoliopsida; Rosales; Rosaceae.